AUGCAAUCCUUCUACCAAGCCGAGAGUCUUGGUGAAGGCACUGGUGACCAACCAACUGAUGGGAGCAAGUCCUCCAGCUCUUGGUAUGGCAGCUUUCGACCAAAAGCUCGGCAGUUGCCACCCAUCUUCUCCUCGCUGUCAGGGCGUGGUUCUGAGGCCGUAAGCAUCGACAAAAGGAUCCGUGAUGCGAACUCUCUCUCAGAGCUACUCAGCAUCAUCAAGGACCGCGUCGAAACGUUCGACGAGGGUAGUCUGGUCAUUGCUUUAUGUACUGGCGCCAAAAUGGUGGAUGACAGGUCCUUUUCUUCUUUGUCAUCCAAUCAUACUUGGCUGCUGCUGCAUGAUCGACUUUGUGAAGCUAUCCCGCGGCUGGAACCACGUGGACUAUCCAUGGUGGCCUAUGCAAUUGCCAAGCUUGGAGAGAACAAGGAAGUGAUGUUGGCAGAACUGGCUCGUGUCUCCAUUUUGAAGGCAGCGGACUUCAGUGCGACCGACGUUGCCAAAAUCUGCUGGGCCUUUUCCAAGUUGGACUUCAUCGAUGGGGCAUUGAACUUCUGGAAAGAGAUGGCCAACGUGGUGCUGAAGCAGGUUGCCACGGCGCGGCAUGUGGAGUUGUCAAUGAUCGCGUGGGCCUUUGGCACUGCGCAGCAGGGCCAUCCUGCCAUGUAUGCAGAGAUAGCAGAUUGCGCCUUGCGGACGAUGCAGGAGUUGACGCCUCAAUGUCUGGCUAACGUUGCGGUGGCCUUUGCCCGGCAGAAUCUUUCAUAUCCAGAGCUGUUCGGAGCCAUUUCCAGGCGUGCCAUGACCGUGAUCAAAGACUUUGCCGACUUUGAUGCGACCAAUCUCUGUUGGGCACAAGCGCGAGCACAGCAGGUGGAUCAUGAACUCUUUCAUCAGCUAGCGACACACACGGUGGCUUCACGCUACGUGAAGCGCUACAGUGCGGAGAUGGCGGCGCAGAUGUGCUGGGCCUUUGCUGUGGCCAAGGUUCAACACGAAGGGCUCUUCAGCGAGCUGACGGACUUCAUCGCGAGACAUGCCAGUGUUUUCGAGGUGCAGUACGUGGCGAACUGUGCCUGGUCCUAUGCUUCCCUGGGCGUUCGGGAUAAUGCUGCCUGGCAGGCUUUGGCAAGAGAAUGUAAGGGUGGCCGGCUCUGGCGAUACCCUGAAGACCAACUGAGUGCCGUUUGCUGGGCCUUUGCGCGAAUCCGCUGGCACGAUGCAGAACUCUUUCAGGACAUGCUCCAAGUUGCGUCGCACAGACUUCCAGAGUUUCAACCUCAAAGCCUCAUCAACUUCCUCUCCGCCGUGAUUGUUCUGUGGGAAGAGGAUUGGCUUAGCACAGGCAGCUUCGAAGACCUCCACGAGAUCGAAGCCCGCGAAGAUCUCAAGGAGAUUUUGGAAGGACUGGUAGAGAGUGUGCUGGCAGAGCUAAAAUCGUCGGACAAGAAACUCCAAGUAGAGGAGCUGGCCAUGGUUGAGCACCUCUUGGACCGAACGCAGGAGUGGAGAGGUAAGGUUUCAACAAGAGAAGGACGUCAAAAUGCAGCCAAAGUCAACCUUGCUGCUGAAGACCCGUUGGAACCUGACGACCUGUCGGCCGCAGAGGCGCCGUUUCGCGAGACUUCGGCGACACACUGUAGAAGCUCAGUCACUGCCACGGCACCAGUCGCAGAGUCCUUGCCCGAGGUUGAUGCAAUCCCUGAUUUUCGCCAAAUGUCGUUUGCAGAUUGGCUAACAAGCAUCGAUCCUUGUGGCGACAUGCUAUGCUAUCAGCCUGCCCUCGAGGAGUGCUAUGAUACUGUAGCACAAGUUGUGCAGACCUACACUUUGCUGGACAAAGAUUCCAAUGGCAAAACGCUGGAUCCGCUUCUCUUCACUGAUUUGGGUAUCUCUGAAGUACACAGGUCGCUCUUCACAAAGUGGUUCGCGCGCUGUGGGGUGCAGGAACCCUGGAAAGCAGAGAGUCCUUCCAAACAUCUUCGAUACAGUGGCUUCAUCCAAUCUUCCAAAAACCUCAGACUUCGUUCAAUUCCACCCGCAUAG
This is a messenger RNA of Cladocopium goreaui, 2046 nucleotides long. The record is from the annotation of a GenBank genome assembly. NCBI's taxonomy places the organism in Eukaryota, Dinophyceae, Suessiales, Symbiodiniaceae.